This is a messenger RNA of Manihot esculenta (cassava), 2484 nucleotides long. Its product is annotated as protein ABCI7, chloroplastic. The record is from RefSeq and is a predicted model, not a curated record. Gene Ontology annotation, biological process: iron-sulfur cluster assembly. NCBI's taxonomy places the organism in Eukaryota, Viridiplantae, Streptophyta, Magnoliopsida, Malpighiales, Euphorbiaceae. Bases 726 to 2174 code for a protein of 482 amino acids. The transcript is spliced from 5 exons.
AUUUGAGGACGUCAAAAAUGGAGUUGCUGUUUUUUGACCUCUUUUGAUUGAUUAAUAGAUUAUUAUUAUUUACUUAUUAAUUUUCUUUCUGUCUCCUUCUCAACUCGUCAUAAAGAGAACGAAGAGCCCAUCUUCUCUCUCCCCUGAGUUAACGAUUUUCUGGGGUUACUGCUGUUUAGGUGUGUACUCAAUCCCAGAUUUCAUUCAUCUGUUUGUGUAAUCUCUCAUUGUGAUUGAGCUGAAGUUUUUGAGAUUUGAGGAUAUGUUGGGGUUCUUCAAUUAUCUAUGAUUUGUCCAAGAUCGAAGCAUCUCUGUGGACUUUGAAGGGAAUCGGCAGGUAGAAGGAAGCUUCUACGGCUUUAAAGUUUCAUGCUUGGGCAACCUUCUACUAUCUCAAGCAUCCUCAGGUCACUCUGAAGCUCCCUUGAUGGUGGCUUAAACAACUCAAUCACAUGUGAAGGAACGUUAUAUUCAGGUACCUUUAUCAUUUUGGCCCCUUGUCGAAGACAGCUCUAAUAGUUAUAAGAACUAAUCAUUGAUUGUUUAAGACUUUAAGGCCUCAUCAAAUUUUAUCUGCUGACAAGUUACGGCGAGAGGGACCACAAGUCCAGAGCAAUAGAGGAAGAACUCCUUACCUAAAAAUCCAAAUCAGAGGAGAGAUUUGCUGUUGCAACUUCAUUAUUAAUUUCAAUAUAACUCUAUCACUAUAGGCUGCAAUAACAUCCAUGUCUGCCUUGGUAUUUACACCCCACAUUCACACAUUCACUGCAAUAACAUCCAGACUCCAGCCCAAACCAAAACAAAGAAUCAAGACUAGUGUUGCACUCACGAGGAGUCCAAUAAUACAGGCCAGUUUCUCUGACCCCUUUGUUCUUCAACUUGCUGAGACCUUUGAAGACUCCCUCUCUCCCUCUCAAUCUCCGUCUCUCCAGAAACUCAGGGACUCUUCCUCUGAAUCCCUUCUCUCCAUCCCUUGGCCCUCUCGCAAAGAUGAGCCUUUUCGGUUCACAGACACUUCAUUUAUCAAGCAAUCUCAAAUCCAUCCAAUCUCUAAGCCACCAUCCACAGACCACCUAACAAAUGUUUCGAAUGAUACCCAUUCGCCCAAUAUUGUUAUUGUUGAUGGCUUUAUCUUAAAUUCUUUGUCAAAUUCAUCAAAUUUGCCUCAUGGGGUUUAUGUAGGUAGCUUGGUAGAUAACCCUAAAGAUAAAAUUGCCCAAACAUUAACUAAAUUUUCUGAUGAUUUCCAAUGGGGUGAUUUGUUUUGGUCCAUUAAUGGAUUAGGGGCACCCGAUGUGGCUGUGGUUUAUAUUCCUGCAGGGGUUAGAGUAGAGAAUCCAAUCCAUUUGAGUUAUGUUUCAGUUGAGGGAGGAGAGGAGGGAUCUAAUAAGUUGCCAGUUUCAAAUCCAAGGGUGCUUGUGGUGGUGGAGGAAGGAGGAGAGGUUGGGAUAAUUGAGGAGUUCACGAGUAUAGGGAGAAACGAUAAAUGUUAUUGGACAAAUUCAGUUUUGGAAGUGAUGAUUGAAGAAGGAGCAACAGUUAGGCACUCCUAUGUACAGAGCCAAUCCUUAAAUUCUGCCCAUAUCAAGUGGACUUCAGUUCAGCAGAAAUCAACUAGUACCUAUGAGCUUGUGGAGGUAAGCACUGGCGGAAAAUUGAGCAGGCACAAUCUUCAUGUUCAGCAGCUGGGCCCAGAUACGUCAACAGAGUUAUCAACAUUUCAUUUGUCUCUUUGUGGUCAAACACAAGAUCUGCACAGUAGGCUUGUCUUGGAUCAUCCUCGGGCUCACUCUCGACAACUUCACAAGUGCAUUGUUGCUCAUUCACAAGGACAAGCUGUCUUUGAUGGAAACGUAAAGGUCAACAGAUAUGCACAGCAGACUGAUGCUGGACAAUUAACAAGGAGCCUCCUUCUGGAACCACGUGCAACAGUAAAUGUCAAACCCAAUUUGCAAAUUAUAGCUGAUGAUGUGAAGUGCUCCCACGGAGCUGCCAUAAGUGACCUAGAAGAAAGUCAGCUCUUCUAUUUUCAAGCACGCGGUAUUGAUUUGGAGACAGCUAGAAAGGCUCUGGUAUUUUCCUUUGGAGCUGAAGUGAUCGAACGAUGUCCUUAUUCUUUUGUUAGAAAGCGAGUUGAGAAUCAUGUCAAAGAAUUGCUGAGUUCCACUAGUUAAAGAUCCUCACAGCAGCUGGCAGUGGAUGAUCUGUAUGCUUGUGCACAUGAAAAAAAAAAAAAGGAUUAGCAUUGUUUGACUGGGAAAAAGGUUGGAGCCAUCUAAUGGCGGCGAAUUUUUGUAUUUGCAUUUACUAUCUCAUGAUAUUUUAUUUGGUUUUCUGAUUCAUGCAAGGUUGAGGUGGAAAGGGAAUGUGUUCCACUACCAUCAAGUGGUGUAUAUGAUAUUUUUUGACCUUAAUGUAUAAUUGCUAUGGACCUUUUGAACAGAACAGGUAAUAAAAUCAUGAAAAAUCUAGCUUUGUGCUUCA